UCCUCCUUCAUUGUAACAUUGAAUGAACGCUGGACACUGACAUUGCCCUGCGCCUUUUCAUUCAAAGGUAGCUCACCGUUUGCAUUUCAUAUUUUAUUCAGUUAAAUGAAGGAGCUGCAAAGGAAGAGGGUUUUCAUCCCCGGAAGCAACGGAAUUCGGGGGGUUGGGUUAUAAGCCAUCAGCAACAACGUGCCAUGUAGAGUAGCGCGGAUAAACAUAGCUCCCGGUAAAUAAAAAGAAGCGGAACUAUUCGUGUGUCGGCGUCCUGACCUAAGACCACUGCCAGCUGAAUGGAAGCGCGGCUCGAACUGUAAUCCUCGGCGGAGCUGAGGACGAUGGGAGGAGCGUCCCCGUGCUGGAGGACAUGUCAUUCGGUCGACUCCUACGGCGUGCCUCCACUAAAGCCUCUGACCUCUUGACCUUCAACUCGACAGGGUCGCGUGGAGCCCUGGAUGGAGAGAUCAUCUUCUCCAAGAACAAUGUGUGCGUGCACCCAGCAGAGCCCCUGCCAGGCCUGGCGGAGCACCACCCAGGCUAUCUGUGUGUGCACAUGGAGAAGGAUGAGGCCCUGGGCUCCACGCUCAUCCUGACCUGGGUGCCUAACUCCCGUAUCCAGCGGCAGGACGAGGAGGCCCUCCGCUUCAUCACCCCCGAGAGCUCCCCCGUGCGGCGCCACCCCCGCCGCAGGCCACGCCGUCCCCCGCGACCCCCGCCGGCCCCGGAGGAGGAAGAGGAAGAUGAGACUGAGCCCCGGGAGUUGGAGCCCGCUCUGGGCCCCUCCCAGCAGCAGGGGCAGGGGCAGCAGCAGCAGCAGGAGGAGGGGGACGAAGGCUCCUGCGACCUCUCGGCAGACGAGGUGAGCCGUGACAGCACGCUGGGCUCCGACUCGGACACCUUCUCCUCGCCCUUCUGCCUGUCGCCCGUCAGCGAAGCGCUUGGGGAGAACGCCGGCCCGGUGUUCCUGGACAGUGAGGGCAGGGAGAUGUGUGAUGAAUCCAUGACGCACUCUGCCAGCUCGGCCUCCAGCUUAGACAGCCACGCCCCAUCGGAAACCAGCCAAUCGCAGGGUGUCCGGUGGGAGGAGCACCAGAAGGUUCUGGCCCUAGAGCAGCUGUGUGGGGUGUUCCGCGUGGACCUGGGUCACAUGAGGUCCCUGCGCCUGUUCUUCAGUGAUGAGGCCUGCACCAGUGGUCAGCUGGUCAUCGCCAGCCGGGAGAGUCAGUACAAGAUCCUGCAUUUCCACCACGCUGGUCUGGAGAAGCUGGCUGAGGUCUUCCAGCAGUGGAAGUGCUGUCGGGAAACCCAGCUCAAGGACCAGGUUUCAGAUGAGAAGUCGUGCAUGCAGUUCUCCAUCCGCAGACCCACGCUGCCCGCGGCUGAGACCCACCCGGAGGAGCGUCUGUACCGCCGGCUGGAUGUGGCCUCCUGGCUGCGCCACCUCAACCACAGCGGCCAGGUGGAGGAGGAGUACAAGCUGCGGAAGGCCAUCUUCUUCGGGGGGAUUGACCCGUCCAUCCGGGGCGAGGUGUGGCCCUUCCUGCUGCGCUACUACAGCUGGGACUCGGCCUCAGAGGAGCGAGAGGCCUGGAGGCUGCAGAAGAGGGCAGAGUACCAGGAGAUCCACCAGCGCAGGCUGUGUAUGAGUGCGGAGGAGCACAGUGAGUUCUGGAGGAAGGUCCAGUUCACAGUGGACAAAGACGUGGUCCGCACCGACCGCAGCAACCUCUUCUUCAGAGGAGAAAACAAUCCCAACGUGGAGAUGAUGCGACUCAUCCUGCUCAACUACGCCGUGUUCAACCCGGAGAUGGGCUACUGCCAGGGCAUGUCGGACCUGGUGGCGCCGCUGCUGACCGAGGUGCAGGACGAGAGCGACACGUUCUGGUGCUUCGUGGGCCUGAUGGAGAACACCAUCUUCAUCAGCUCGCCCCGUGAUGAGGACAUGGAGAGACAGCUGAUGUACCUGCGUGAGCUGCUGCGUCUGAUGCUGCCGCGGUUCCACCAGCACCUGCUGCGGCUAGGUGAGGACGGCCUGCAGCUGCUCUUCUGCCACCGCUGGAUCCUGCUCUGCUUCAAGCGCGAGUUCCCUGACGCCGAGGCCCUGCGCAUGUGGGAGGCCUGCUGGGCACACUACCAGACGGACUACUUUCACCUCUUCUUGUGUGUGGCGAUCAUCGUGCUUUACGGAGAGGACGUCACAGAGCUGCAGCUGGCUACUGACCAGAUGCUGCUCCACUUCAGCAACCUGUCCAUGCACAUGAAUGGAGAACUGGUGCUGCGCAAGGCACGUAGUCUACUGUACCAGUUUCGCCUGCUACCCAGGAUUCCCUGUAGCCUGCACGACCUGUGUAAGCUGUGCGGGCCGGGCAUGUGGGAUAGCCGCUACAUUCCAGCCGUGGAAUGUUCCGGAGAGCACCAGGACUCUCAGAGCUGCCCUUACGGGGGCACGGUGGACCCCCAGCCGCCCCCGUCGCCCCGUCCCGACGCCACCCCACCUCCGUCCGAGGGCAAGAGGGGCUCCAAGACGCGAGACAUCUUCAGCUUCCGCAAGCAGUCCUGAGCGUGGAAUGGGACGGGUCAUGGAUGCAGGUCACUUCCUGUUGGAGGGCGGGCGGUGGGCACCCUGAUCCCGGGCCGCUCCGGCACCUGUAGCCUUCGAUACACUCGAGGGUGCUGCCGCUCGGCUCAAGUGGAUCUUCAUCCACACGCCUCACUCUCCAGUUUAUCUCCAGACAUUAAUUUGUUUGCUUGCUUGUUUAUUAUUUUUGAUUAGAUCCUAAGGGAAAUGCUGUGCGUGUGCGUGUGCGUGUGCGUGUGCGUGUGUGUGUGUGUGUGUGGGGGGGGGGCUGGUGUCACAGUGAGAGAGAGGCAUCCUAUCAUCUGCCCUGAUGGAAUAUGCACCUUCUAUAUUUUGGUGGAUUCCAUGUUUGUGGAAGAACAGGGGUGUCUCUCUAAAGCAAUAUGGUGACGUACAGUCCAAAUCAGUCUGACUGCUCAACAGGACAUCAUCUCAGACAAGAAACCAGAGGAUCUUUCAUAUCAAUCCUUCUACUCUUCUCAUUCUAUCGUAUAUCCUUACUUUACAUGUUUACUUGGUCAGUUUUUUAAUGUAUCUUUUUGCACUGUUUUUCUGUGGUGGUGAUGACAAAAAUGCUAGGUGCUAAAGUAUGAUAAUGGCAUGUUUAUUAGGCUAGCAAGAUGGGGAGGGUGCAAUAAUAAUCUGGGGGGUAAUUUAGCAAAAAACACAAAAAAACUCCAAACCAAACCGUGCAAUAUGCUUUCUCAAAUAACAGUCCAAGGCCAAAACUGAAAAAGCUGGUUUUAUGAGUCGUCUCAAAGUAAACAGACCGUUGCUAUUCCAUGUGAUCCCGGGUGUGCCGCGGGGAGAACCGCCCUGGCCUGCUCUGCUGGGUUGGGUCCGGUUACGCUCCUGAGGCCGCGGAGGAAUCUCGGCGAUAAGAAAAAGAAAACAGUAUUCGGUCUCGGUUUAACUUGGAUGAAUAUUUUAUAAUGGGCUUAUAUAUGGGAAAAAGCAAAUACAUCAUUGCAAUUUGAAUCCAAGCUGGGGAAUUCCCUUUUCUGUUCUGUUCUGUUCUGGAGACUGUUCUGUUCGUUUCGGAUCCUAAAGGAAAGGAGGAUAAUUUCAUACGUAUCAAUUACAGUUGAGUUAUAUGAGAGAAGAGCUCUUGUGUAAUUAACUUUGCAUGUCCCAUUUGACACUGGCACACCCAUGGUGUUUCAUGCGUUGAGCAGUCCAUCCCAAUGUAAGCAAACAUCAAAAACUAGUGGAAACCAUGUUAUUUGGAAUAGUUUCUUUACACAUUGAUUUUCAGCAUCCAGUCAGAGCACAGCAAAAACUUAGCACUUAACAUUUGUGCGUUCAGCCAGAUGUCUUUUGGAGGAUGUUAUCCAUGUUCAGCACCCAACAUUCGGAGCGUUCAGCUCUGUUUCAUAUGCACAUCAGGAAAGCUCUCUCAAAGCAGCUUCUUUUUUGCCAAGAAAGAAUCUAUGAAAUCUUUACAGCGGGUUUUAAUGACUUCAUAAACGACUUCAUUUGAAAUUGAACCCCACCCCGUCAGUGUGUUCGGCCAUCAUUCUGGAAACACGGUUAGUCAGCCCUAUGUUGGGGAAGAGUUCCCUAAGGGGCAACUGCCAGUCCAGUGGGGAAAUGGCAUCUCCAAAUUGGUGCUAAAAGGUGGCAUUAGUAUCUGAAAGCAGCCUUCCCCUCUCUCUCUCCACGCCCCCUUCCUAAAGGACGUGCAUUAGUGGCCCUCCACGGCCAUUAGUCCCCCCCACAGACCCCUGCAGCACAUGGACAAGGAAGGGCUCAAUGGCAAUCACAUGAGUAGAAUAGAAUCACAUGGGUGUGAGUGUGUGUGUGUGUGUGUGAGUGUGUGAGAAUCUCAGAGAUUUCAAAGAUUUAUGCACGCUGAUCUGUGGGUCAGAUGCGGCAUGAAGUGUAGGUGUGGAGAGGGCAUCUGUCUGUCAGAACCACAGCUGGAUGCUCCAUGAUGGACGUAUAGUGUGUGUGUGUGUGUGUGUGUGUGAGUACAUGCAGAGUGCACGUGGAGUUCUUCAGCUGAAGAGACACACAUUUUCUGUAAUGAGGAAGUUGCUGCCAACUGACCCACAUUCUUUGAGAAUCUGUGAGAUGAAGAUAACAUGGAAGGCAUUUUAGGUUUUGAUAUGUGCAUUCUCAUGGAAGAACUGGUGUGUUCAGAUCAGAAAUGGUUGUGAAAGAUUGAGCUGAGUUCAGAGAGCCUGGUCUUCACUAGUCAUCUCAGUCCCCAAACAUCACUCCAGUCAUUGGUAUGAUGGUCGCUACUUUAGUGUAGAUAGAAAUAAAACCUGUCGGAUACAAAAGGAAAAACUACCACCUCGAGUUUAAUGUCAUGUUUGGUGUACCAUCAUUGAUGGUGCUCUUCUCAUUGAAUUGCAGUGUUUUCCAGUCAUUUCAGGGUGGACAGUCUUGUGUUGAGUUUUCUAUUAAUGACAUCUGUUUCUAUAUCAGGGUAUGGUGCUGGUAGUUUCUAUUAAUUACAACUGUUGUUGUUGACAAUACUAGCACACAGUUGAAACAUUGUGACUGAGACUUUGGGAAGAUCUCAACAUUUUGGGGAAUUCCAACAUUUUGGGAAAUAGUGUGGUGGUGUAAAACCUCCAAGUAGACAGGGGGACUUUGUUGAUGUUGUUUGUGGUUUUAUUAGAACAUCAAGACACGUUUCAUUUGAAAGCUGUUCUUUUAGUUUUCCAACAGUUUCGUAAUACAGGUUUUGUCUGUUGCCGGCAAUGAUACCAGAGCAAUCUUGGUCUGACUGACAUUUGUGGUCUAACUGUAAGGCUCAUAUCUCCAACCAUCUCAUAAGGGUCUUCCUUCUUCAACAGUUGGGAAAGAGAGAGUGACUAAUCAGAAACAUGACAGAUGGUCCUGCACCCAUACCAGAGUGUGUGAGAGAGAGAGAGAGAGUGAGAGAGGGAAAAAACACUUGUAUGCUUUAUAUCUAUUGCUGCCACCCCUCCCUUCUGCAAAGAUGUCUGUAUGUACUACCAUAGCUGAUCGCAGAAGAAGUGUGUGUGUGUGUGUGUGUGUGUGUGUGUGUGUGAGAGAGAGUGAGUGUGAGAGAGAGAUACACGCAGUGAGAUUGCCUUGGCCUUUGUCUGACAAGGCCCUCUAAUUAUCAAUGACUGGGGCCUCUUUCCACACCUUGAGCAUGGGGAGGUGAUUAUGAGCCGGGGCCAUUUGGAGAGGGAGCGAGGGCCCUGUGGGAGGGGACAGAGGGGGGUCCUGGCUGGACCUCUGCUAUAGGCGCUAAUGGACGUCUUACCCCAUACAGCCGGCCCCCAUUAACACUGCAGAAGGACAGAGCGAGAGGAUGGCAGUGAAGGCUGUGGGUUUGCCUUGCCCUCUGAACACUAUAUGCAGUGGUGGUUCUGCCCUCUGAACGCUAUAUGCGGUGGUGGUUCUGUUCACUCCCCUCAAGAUACUUCUCAAAAUGUAUUUAAUGACGACCUUCAGAUUGGCCUUCUUGUAUCAUUCUAAUUGCAGUUGUUUCCCUACGAUUUGGAUUAAUUUGUUGGCAAAAGUUUUUUUUUUUUUUUUUUUUUUAAUAUACAGUAUAUAAAGUCUACUUUGAGAAAUAUCAUAUAUGUCACGACACAGAAGCCUCCAUUAAUUCAGCUUACUCAAGUACGUCACAGUAAAGUCCACAACCCUUUUAGGAUAUUACUGUCUGGUUGUUGUCCUUGGUUGUUCAUGCAGUGUUUGGUGGACAGCCAACCCCAUUGCACAAACUUCAUCUCCCAUGACCUCGCACAGCUUCCUGUCAAUUGAGGGGUUUAACUGGGUGCAUGUCAUUUAUGGCCUUUUACCACCCUGGUCAUUUGUUAAAUGACAGACAACAAUUAAAUCUUUUGACGUGCUCCUGUAAACAAAGAAGGUGUAUUUGUGUCACUUGUAUUGUUAGCUAAUUAUCAUUGUUAUGUUCAUAUUAGCUAUUCUUUUCCAAAAAGGCAAUCACAGCAUGACCAUUGACUUUACUGAAUGUAUCUACUCACUACAAAUAGUCUUAGACGAGGAUAUGGCAGUAGAGCACCAUUCUGUCAUGUGAACACAAACAUGCACCUUGUGACCUUUUACUGCUUGGAAAGAACAGGGGUGACCUACUUUGGCCAAUAUGAAUGGGACUGAAUGAUUCUAGUGAAUCAGAACAUCUCAAGUGAAAUGGCAUGGAACACUUCUUAUGAAUGGAAUACAGGUGACAUGCUGAGUUCAUCUCUGUCUCCAAUAACACAACAUACUCUUUCAGUUAUAUAGAAUAUCAGCAAUGAGUUCUAUUCAAACAAAAUCAUUUUCUUUCAGAUCUUAGUGUGUGCUAUGAAAAAAUAAAUGUUAUAUUGUCUUUAUGUAGCACAUCAUAUGUUACAUCUGCUUGAAAUAUACCAAAUGAAUGGGCCACUCCCCACAAGAAAUCAUUUAGUAAUCAUUUAGUUUCUCAACAUCAUACAGAAUGAAAUCAUUAAGUAAUAAUUUAGUUUCUCAACAUUAUACAGAAUGAAAUCAUUUAGUUUCUCAACAUUAUACAGAAUGAAAUCUAUUUAUUGCAAAUGUGUCAUGCAUCUGCUGCACACACACUGCUAAUCUUUGGUGUAAACAAGUAGUUCAGUUCACACCAGGUUCUCUCUGGGUUGGGGUGAUGAACAUGAAGGAGCACUCAAGUGCUCAACCUGUCUUUAGAGCUUUUGUGGACACUUGUGAGACUGUAUGCACGUUUGAUGUAGUGUAGUGUAGUGAGAGAAGGGUGCGAUUUAAGAAUCCCAUAUCAUUGUCUAACUGCACUAAGCACUCAAUGCGCUGUAUCUGUUGCACCUCCUUCUGUUAAGGCACUAUGUGCUAGGCUAGGCUAGGCUCAUGGUGUCCAUUGUCACAUUGAAGACUAUGUAUGGGUACUCCUAAAGGGUGCGUGCUGGAAUGCUUGUACUGUAAACAGAACAGGCCAUCACUAAGGGCAGGGAAGGAAUGCAUGAAGGAGAGAUCCUAAGCCUAUAUUUAUUUUUCUAUUAUCAGAAGAGAGUUUGACUGAAGUGGUUGAAGUGUGGUCCUCUGGGGAAGUUGGGAAGGAUGUUUUGCAUUGGCCUGCUUGUAUUGAACUCCCUUGCUGGAAAUCACACAUCUAGUCUAGAUAUUGUGUAAGUUCAUUGAACACUUGUACAUCACUCAGCACUAUACACUCGGGGGGGCAUUGCUCUUUAUAAAGGACUAUGUGGGAUGUAUCACUAGAUUGAUGAUCACUUCAGAUAAUUGUUUUUGUCCCUUUUUUGGUCAUCUUGCAAAAAGGAUAUCACAGAUUUGGUAAAAUACUAUACCAUGGUUGACUUUGUGCAGUCAUUUCUAGAACCUAUGUUUUAAAUACCAUACAUUUGUCUUGGUUGAUAAUGUUCUGUGUUUUUAUACAACUCGUAAAACAUGCCUCAUUACUAGGCCUUUUUUAAAUAACCAACAUUUAUGACCCUUAUCUUCAUAUUUAUGUAGCUCAUUUUAUGUCGAAGCUACAUUCUCAUUUGCUUGUUUUAUCUUUUUUUUCAGAAUCACUCUUGUUUGGCAGGAUUUCUUCUCAGAACCCAUAAGCCAAUGUUCCUUUUUAAACCAUGCAAACUAAGUGCACCCACCCACAAAGACAUAAAACCACAGACACAUCCAUGCAUCACCACCUUGAGUACAGACAUUCAGGUUUAAGUAGACCACACAGAAUGCACGAAAAGUCCCGUGAAACGCGUUAUGUAUGUACUUUCAACAGUUAUUUCAAUCACUUUACGGCAUUGUCUUCACAGUGCUGCCUUGACUUAACAAAUGAUUGUGGACGGCUUUUUAUACCUUAGUUUUAAAUAUUAUCCUGUCAUUAUUGUUUUCAAAUAAAAUAUUUAUCUUGUAUCGAU
Clupea harengus (Atlantic herring) is the source of this 8430-nucleotide messenger RNA. It is a transcript of the gene tbc1d16, whose product is annotated as TBC1 domain family, member 16. Gene Ontology annotation, cellular component: early endosome. Gene Ontology annotation, biological process: activation of GTPase activity. The record is from RefSeq and is a predicted model, not a curated record. Bases 365 to 2557 code for a protein of 730 amino acids. Lineage: Eukaryota; Metazoa; Chordata; Actinopteri; Clupeiformes; Clupeidae. The transcript is spliced from 12 exons. Gene Ontology annotation, molecular function: GTPase activator activity.